AUGAGUGGUACAACUACCAGUACGAUCCCAAUUACAACUGCAACAACAACAACAAUUCCAACAACAACUACAAACGCAACUACAAUUACUAGUACAACCGCUAUUCAACAACUAGUAAUUCCCAAUAUUCCAGCUAAUGCCCGAUGGGCACAGAACGGCGUGACCGUUGCUGGAGGUCAUGAACAAGGUGAUGCCACCAAUCAACUCAGCUGGCCAUUCAAUCUCUUCGUUGAUGAUGAUCAAACGAUGGUCAUCGCUGACACGCACAAUCAUCGUAUCAUCCAAUGGAAGAUCGGUGAGACGAAUGGACAAGUAGUAGCUGGUGGCCAUGGUCAAGGAAAUCGAUUAGAUCAAUUGUUUUCUCCAACCGAUGUGUUAAUCGACAAAGAGACUGACAGUCUCAUUAUUUGUGAUGGGCAAAAUCGACGAGUCGUUCGAUGGUCUCGUCAUAGUAAUAUAACUCAAGGAAAAAUUCUCAUCGACAACAUCAAGUGUUGGGGACUAGCUAUGGAUGAUCAGAGUUAUCUUUACAUCUCUGACACCGACAAAGAUGAAGUAAGACGAUAUCAAAUAGGAGACAAUAAUGGAACACUCGUGGCCGGUGGCCAUGGCCAAGGUGCUGGUCUCAAUCAACUCAACUGGCCGAAAUACAUAUUUGUCGAUCAACAACAGGCUGUUUACGUGUCCGACAGUCACAAUAAUCGUGUAAUGAAAUGGGAUAAAGAUGCAAAAGAAGGAAUUAUUGUUGCUGGAGGUCAAGACAAGGGAAAGGCUCUGACACAAUUGUCGGAUCCUUACGGACUGUUCGUUGAUACGUUGGGUACCAUCUAUGUUGCAGACUCAGACAAUAAUCGAGUGAUGCGUUGGCCUAAAGGAGCGACACAGGGCACUAUCGUUGUGGGUGGAAAUGGUCAAGGAGCAGAAGCAAAUCAGUUCAAAGUUUCCAUGGGUUUGUCCUUCGAUAGACAUGGCAAUAUUUAUGUUGCCGAUGAAUAUAAUCAUCGUGUUCAACGAUUUUCUAUCGAAUAA
Molecule: messenger RNA, 1029 nt
Organism: Rotaria sp. Silwood1
Lineage: Eukaryota; Metazoa; Rotifera; Eurotatoria; Philodinida; Philodinidae
Source: the annotation of a GenBank genome assembly